AUGAAGAAGUUAAAACUUAAGUUUAUAAAUUAUCUAUUUUCUUAUAUCUAUCUUGAGGAAAUGCUUAUCACUUGCUGAGACUAUAGAAGAUUCUCCAAUAUUGAAGCAUUUAAAUUAAGCUUAAUGAAUAAAAUCACUGAUUGCAUAACGUUCAAUCGCACAGUUCUGAAAUUUUUGGUCUCAGCGCUUUUCAACCGUUUUAUGAUUUUUUAA
This is a messenger RNA of Blepharisma stoltei, 213 nucleotides long. The record is from the annotation of a GenBank genome assembly. Lineage: Eukaryota; Ciliophora; Heterotrichea; Heterotrichida; Blepharismidae.